Messenger RNA from Polyodon spathula (Mississippi paddlefish), 3118 nucleotides. It is a transcript of the gene wipi1, whose product is annotated as WD repeat domain, phosphoinositide interacting 1. The record is from RefSeq and is a predicted model, not a curated record. Bases 1439 to 2911 code for a protein of 490 amino acids. Gene Ontology annotation, molecular function: phosphatidylinositol-3,5-bisphosphate binding; protein binding; phosphatidylinositol-3-phosphate binding. Gene Ontology annotation, biological process: autophagy of mitochondrion; nucleophagy; protein localization to phagophore assembly site. Gene Ontology annotation, cellular component: extrinsic component of membrane; cytosol; phagophore assembly site membrane. The transcript has 15 exons. Lineage: Eukaryota; Metazoa; Chordata; Actinopteri; Acipenseriformes; Polyodontidae.
GCUGUGCAUUGUUGAAGGGGAUCGAUCGAAGGUGACCAAAUUCAGCAGUGUUGGGCUAGAUGGAGACAUGGUCAUCUAGGAUUUCAAGCAUUAAAAGUGAAAAAAAUAACAGAAGACUUGAACCUUCAGAAAGGAUUGGUUUACUCUUUGGUGUUGAAUUCUUCCUGAAUGUGCUACAGAGAGUCAAAUAUUACAAAUCCCUUGUUUUUAAAAAUUGUGAUAUCCACUCCAUUUCUUGUUUGUUUGUUAAAGCCAGGCAAUUACAAAGCCACAGACACAGGUUUUAGCUUGUGUCCAUUUAUCUUUUGUCCAUCAGCUAGUUACCAACCACAGAAGCUACAGUGUAUGUGUACAUGCACUGUCUUGAAUUAAAGACUGAACAAUGUUACUGAGUGCAUUAUCGUUGUCAAAAUCUGAACUGACAACAUUCUAAUCUUGUUCUAAAUAGAGAAAUGACUGCUGCCUGUUUCUUUGUUUCUAGUGUGUUUAAAGGUAGAUUCAAAGCAUUUGUUUUUUUUUAAUUUAAAACUAGAUGCAGUUCAGUUAUUCCUGGUGUGAUAUUUUACAUCUGCACUUACUUCAAAAUAGGGCUAUAUUGUAAAAUUAUAAAAUGUGAUUUGAGUGUCUCUUUUUCUAAUUUUCUGCAGUGAGAAAAUACAAUCACAGACAGUACGGCAAAUGUUUGUUGUCUGACAGUAAACAGGGCCUGCCUUAGAUAACGUAACUUACUGGAACAUCGCAUUCAAAUCAAACACGUUAACGGAAAUAUCAUUAGCACAACACUACCCUGUGCUUUACUACCUAGUUUACAAGAAAGUCUUGUUUAGAGCCAUUUCAAUAGUUAUCUCGCUCCCACUUCCCAAAAAGCAACGUUGUAAUCCUUUGUUUUAAGUAAAAAAAAAUAUAUAAAUACUGUAGUUUAACCAACAUUACUUUGAAGCGGUCAAUGAUUCACAGUCAACCAAAACAAAGCCUCGUGGAAAGACUGAAGUCAUCCUCCGCAAAUCAAAAUCAGCCCUGCUGGAAUGGGCGGACCAUUCUGCUCACCCCACAUUUUGCUUCCAUAAACUUGACUUUGCCAAUCGGGAUAAAGCUGGAGGAAAUGUGGCCAAUCAGAAAGACACAGGGCUUCUGGGCACGCCUUCCGUCAAGCCAAUGAGGGCGCCUUGUAUGACGGCACGCGCUGUCAGCUGUUUUUGUUUUUCUGCAGUUUUUUUUUUUGUUUGUUUGUUGGUGUUGUUGUGUCCCGUAAGAAAAAAAAAAAAAAAAAAGAUCGAUUUGUGCCUGCAUAUCUAGAUCGGAAAGUGAACAAACGAGAAUAAAUAAUAAUAAUAAAAAACGAAUCUACGACUGAUCAUCGGGGAUCCCUGGUUGAGCAAAGUGAGAGCCGAUCCCAGUCCUCCGAAUAGAGGAGGCAGGGUGGGCGCUGGGGAUCGGCAUGGAGACUGUUGAGGAAGCCGAAGGAUCCGGGGGACCGGGCGGUCAGGGCGGACUGAUCUGCGCCUCUUUCAACCAAGAUACAACAUCCCUCGCAGUUGGUACAAAAAAUGGCUACAGGUUGUUUUCUGUGACUUCAGUAGACAGACUGGACCGCGUCCAUGAAAGCACAGUUCAUUUCCUAGCAGUUGACGAAAAGGACACUAGGGGGCAGACGACACCCAGAACUGAUGCACACACAGCCCCCUGCACGGACACCAUUUUGAAAAAGCCUUUGGCAACAGAAAGCCCAGAUGUGUACAUCGUGGAGAGGCUCUUCUCCAGCAGUCUGGUGGUGGUGGUCAGCCUCUCCAUGCCUCGCCGUAUGAACGUGUACCACUUCAAGAAAGGGACAGAGAUAUGCAACUACAGCUACUCCAACAACAUCCUGGCUGUGCGUUUGAACCGCCAGAGACUGAUAGUCUGUCUGGAGGAAUCCAUCUACAUACACAAUAUAAAGGACAUGAAGCUAUUGAAAACUCUCCUCAAUACGCCAAUAAACCCUACAGGCUUGUGUGCACUUUCCAUUAACCAUUCCAACUCGUACCUGGCUUACCCUGGCAGCUCAGCUAUCGGGGAGAUUAUAGUGUACGAUGCUAAUAACUUGAGCACAGUGACGAUGAUUCCAGCCCAUGACAGCCCUCUCGCUGCUAUAACCUUCAGCUCUUCAGGAACUAAAUUGUCCAGCGCUUCCGAGAGGGGCACAGUCAUCCGAGUCUUCUCCGUUCCAGAGGGCCUGAAGCUCUUCGAGUUCCGCAGAGGGAUGAAGAGGUAUGUCAGCAUCAGCUCUCUCUCGUUCAGCAUGGACGCUCAGUUCCUGUGCGCCUCCAGCAACACGGAGACUGUGCACAUCUUCAAACUGGAACAGCACAGCCACAGCAGUCGUGAUGAGGAAUCUCCCACCUGGUCUGCCUAUGUAGGGAAGGUGUUUUCCGCUGCCAGUAGCUACCUCCCAGCGCAGGUGUCAGACAUGAUGAACCAGGACCGCGCCUUUGCCACAGUGCGGCUCAACGUUUUUGGACAGAAGAACGUCUGCGCUAUCUCCACGAUUCAGAAGCUGCCCCGCCUGCUGGUUGCCUCUGCGGACGGAUACCUCUACAUCUACAACGUGGACCCGCAGGAUGGGGGCGAGUGUGUGCUGGUGAAGAAGCACAGGUUGUUUGGCUCAGACGAGGAGGAAGAGGAUGCUUCAGAGAGCGAAAUGACCGCUGCCCUGGUCAGCCAGUCAUACGCUGCCACUGUGGCCAUGCCCACUACCAUGCCUUCCUCUUCAGCGGUGACUGGUUAUUCGGAGGAUGGAGGAACGAAGAAAGGCGAGGUGAUUCCAGAACAUGAAUUCGCAGCCAGCCCUGUGUGUCUGGAUGACGAGAAUGAGUUCCCUCCAAUAAAUUCGUGCCGUGGCAGGAGUCGGAGUGGACAGGGGAGGAGGACGUGAGGUUAAAGGAACGUUGGCGUCAGUCACUGGGCAACGGGGGUUUAAGCCUGAAGUCUGAAGAGUGGGUAUGCUUGAGCCAGAAAAAAAACAUUCCAGGGUGCUCUAUUUGAAAAAAAAAACAAAAAAACACUCAAGUCUUUAUCUGACUGGGAUUUGGCCAAUCGGCUCAACAUGAGACGGGUGUGUUAUAUUAGUAGGUGCAUGAUU